This is a messenger RNA of Gastrolobium bilobum, 742 nucleotides long. RefSeq lists its product as uncharacterized. The record is from RefSeq and is a predicted model, not a curated record. NCBI's taxonomy places the organism in Eukaryota, Viridiplantae, Streptophyta, Magnoliopsida, Fabales, Fabaceae. Bases 1 to 585 code for a protein of 194 amino acids. The transcript has a single exon.
AUGUUUACCCCAUCCAAUCUCAAAACCUUGCACCCUCAUCAAGUUUCCUCAGCAAAAUCAACACCAUCUUCAGCCAUAAGCUCAAUGAAGAUCAAAAACCUUAUCCACACCCUUAUAGUCUCUCACAUGUGUAGAAUCAUUCGUGCACUGUCCAAAGUCAAAGCCUUUAUCAUUGAGAUUCUUAAGGAAAACCAUUCCAACAUUCACUUCCCUUACCCUUCUCAUAAAAAGCAUUGCAGCAAAAGCAAGAGGAUCAUUUUGGGUUCCUUCAGGCUUCACUAUAACUGGUGUUCUUCCAAAUCUUCUCAUGUUCUUCCAGUCCCUUCUCGAGUCUAUGAAGGUUUGCCUUCAGCUGGUGGUGAAGAUUGCCAUGACUCACAGCUAGCAGGGUACCUUCAAUGGCUUGAGGAGAAGGUUAAUGAUGGUGGUGUUAAUAAUGAAGGUGCUAAAAAUCAUGAACAGGAUGAGAUUCACGAGAUUGAUAUGCUAGCGGAAAUGUUCAUAGCCAAUUGCCAUGAGAAAUUCAGGUUGGAAAAGCAAGAAUCUGAUAGGAAUUUUCAAGAAAUGUUGGCUAGGAGCAUGUGAAACAAUUAACAAAGGUGCAUGUUUGAUGUUUAUGUUGCACAAAAUACCAAGUUCAGUCACACUUGUUAAUUAGCGUGGGGAAAAACUUAUUGUUAUUAUUAUAUCCAUGGGGUGUAAUAAAGAUAUGGUCUUUAUAAUUUGCCUUUUCCUUUAUUGU